UACAAAAAUCCUGAGCAGAAGUUGUCUAUUUAUAAAGUCCCCUCCGUAAACAUUUACCUUCAUUUUCCUUGUUCCAGUACCGCCUCAUGCUAGUGAAUCUACCGGCCACCAGUUCUCUUGUACGUGCCUGCGGAAUCCUUCUAGCAAUGCCCGUGUUACAGGUUUUGAGUUGGUGAAUUAGUAACGGGAGCGAAGACCUCUAAGAAUUGCGCGCAGUUCAAUGGCAGUCCUUGAGAGGAUGAAAAAUGCUGCGAAUGAUUCUCUACACACCUUGAAAAAAAAGAUCCGGAGGUUUAUAUGGCCAGCGGACACAUCCCUUUACCUACCUGAGCUUUCACACCAUGCAGUAGUCGUUGCAUUUCUGAGCUGUAUCGUUUUCAUCUCGUUGGGCAAUAUGAAUAGUAAUCUUAACGACGACGACAACAUUCAUGUGUGGCGCUCUCUACAUGUCUAUUUGUUUGGAUUCUUCUAUUUCUUUAUGCACCCUUGGGUUCAAUUCUUUUCCCAGCCGUUGAUAGGGAAACCGAGCUAUGCAAGUUUCAAUAAGUGGUAUGUCUCCUGGCUUUUAAUAGCAGCUGUUGAUCAUUCAAUGGGAGAAUCCAUGAGAAUGAAUCUGUCUUUAUUUUUGACAAUUUUUGCCCUUUCCAAUCUGUGUCUUCUUCUCUUCCACACUACUUUUUAUGGCUUUCGCUACAUUUUCUCACGCGAGGUUCGAAAGUGGCCUGAAAUUCACUGGACGAUGCUCCAACUUUCGGCUGCUGUUAGUAUAGCCUGCUGCAUUUUUCUGAGUAAAUGUAAAGAAAGACCGCGUGAUCGUGUCUGCUCAUAUUUGAUCGUGCCGGACGUUGGCUCUGAGAUCAAUAACCACCAUUAUCCCAAGGUUUUUAGCGGUGUGUUCCCCAAGGUUUCAACGGACGAAAUGCAUGCUCUGUACUCGUUAUGGGCCACAUUUAUAGGCCUUUACAUUGCCAGUUGUAUAGCGGAGAGGUUACCAGCGUCAAGUGAAGAAUAUGAGAAGAAUAAAAUAGCAGAAAUAGAAUAUGAGAAGAAUAAAAUAGCAGAAAUGAUUUCUGUUUCUGCAGGCGAGGAGAAAAAACUGUUGGAAUCCCGACUGCGUUUCCUGAUUGCAUCUAGCAAAGCUCGUAAAAUAAUGAAACCGGAGUUUUUAGAUAUGGUUCCCUGGUAUUCAGGAACAUCAGUUGAUCUCUACAAAACAGUUUUUAACAUCGUCGUAUCAGUAAAUUUCUUUCUAGGUCGUUUUGACAUGCGUAUGUUGCAGGCUAAAGGUGAUGAUAGAGACUUUUUGUAUGAACUUCAUAGUGAAAAGGAUGAACUAUGGUUUGACUUCAUGGCCGAUACUGGUGAUGGUGGAAACUCAACUUAUACAGUGGCACGGCUACUUGCUCAGCCCCGUAUUGAGUUGAAAGAUAGUGGAGGUCGUAAUCAUACCUUAGAGCGUGGAAACUUGCUACUCAUUGGAGGGGAUAUCGCGUAUCCUAAUCCAUCACAAUUCACGUACGAAAGUCGUCUCUUUCGCCCUUUUGAGUAUGCCUUGCAGUCACCAUCGUAUGCUAAACAAGAACGUAUGGUUGUGGACAAGCCGAAUGCGCCUCCCGAGGUGUCUGAACCAUUAAUGAAGGAUAGAGAAAGAUCCAAAGAGCCCCCCAAAAAACAAAUGAAGCCAUUUGAAGGGCCUCAAUGUUUUCUUAUUCCCGGAAACCAUGAUUGGUUUGAUGGACUUCAUACCUUUAUGGGGUAUAUAUGUCAUAGGAGCUGGUUGGGCGGGUGGUUUAUGCCUCAAAGGAAGAGUUAUUUUGCUUUGAAACUCCCUAAAGGAUGGUGGGUGUUUGGUCUUGAUCUUGCACUCCAUGGUGAUAUCGAUGUGCACCAAUUUGAAUUUUUCUCAAAACUAGCCAGCUCAGACAGGUUUGGCGAGAGGGACUCUGUGAUUGUUAUGACGCACCAACCAGAUUGGCUUCUUGAUUGGUACGAGGAUGGUGAUCAGCAUAAUUAUAAGCACAAUAUUGCAGACCUAAUACGCAAUAUUCUGAAGAGAAAGUGUAGGCUUCGGAUUGCUGGGGACAUACAUCACUACAUGCGGCACGAAAGAGAUGACUCUCGUGGUGGGUCCAAUGAGCUGUUUUAUCCACAACAUCUCCUUGUAAAUGGUUGUGGUGGGGCAUUCCUGCAUCCUACCCAUGUGUUUCGCAAUUUCAGUCAAUCUCAUGGAGUUUUCUACAAAUGCGAAAAGGCUUAUCCUACUUUUGAAAAGUCAAGAAAGCUUGCGUGGAGAAAUCUUUCACACUUUCGGAGACAGAACUGGCAAUUUGAUUUUAUUGGCGGCAUUUUAUAUUUUAUAUUGGUCUUCUCGAUGUUCCCAAGGUGUCAUGAGCUUGGUACGGUGUGGGGUGCUUUUAUGUACAUGGUGCAUCACUCUUACGUGUCUCUGGGUGGUUCAGUGCUAUUUCUGAUGGCAGCAAUUGCAUUUACACCCUCAAAAAGGUCAUGGACGACAAGGAUUGUGAUUGGGUUUUGUCACUUCUCCGCUCACUUGGUCGUAGAUCUCCUUCUUUUGUGGCUGUUCGAAUUGGGUGUCGAGACGUUUGUCCAGAUCGGAUUAUUGGAAACUUCAGAAUAUCACUCUCUUUAUCGAUCACUAGAAAGUAUGCUCGUUGAACCUGUCUCAACUAGUUUAGAACAAUGGACAUUCGGCCUUUAUCCUGCCUGUAUCAAGUAUGUCAUGUCUGCAUUUGAUGUGCCAGAGCUCAUAGCUGUGACGAGGGAGAAUAUAUGUAAGAAUGGGAUGGAGUCUCUAUCUCGAGGGGCUACCAUUGUUUAUUAUGUUUCCGUCUUCCUUUAUUUCUGGGUCUUGUCAACCCCAGCAGUUUCCUUGGUGUUUGGAUGCUACCUAUACAUCUGCGUCAACUGGUUUAACUUACACUAUGAUGAAGCCUUCUCCUCUCUUAGGAUUGCUAACUACAAGGCUUUCACACGAUUUCACAUCAAACCAGAUGGUGAUCUUGAAGUUUUCACCCUUGCAGUUGAUAAGGUAGCAGAGGAUUGGGAGCUGGAUCCUCGAUGGAAAGGGGAAUCAGAGGACUUGCGCGAGCUGAGAGAGUUUGGAGAGGAGCACGGGUACCCGGAGGAGUUUAGCUACUGUCGUGCGAUUCCUAGCAAAUGGAGGGCAGCUGAUCAGUCUCAGGACCCCUUAGCUACUGUGCGUAUUAUUGAUCAUUUCGUCAUUCGAAAAGAAGACCCAGUUGCAAAUGACGUGUGGUCUGACCCAGUUGCAAAUGACGUGUGGUCUGACCCAGUUGCAAAUGAUUUCCUUCAAUUUCAGAAAAAAUUAAUAUUAAAAUUGAAUAAAAACCAGUUGGAGGUGAUGGCAAUACCCUGUAGAAAAAAGAUAUGGUUCCCGAGGAAUGACUUUGUUUUUGAAAAAAGACUUUCAUGCCCAACAAGACUCCUUAGAUCAACAAAAGAGUGCCUUGAAGAGUUUCAGCAAUCCCAAAGAUUUCAGAAGAAGGAAGGUCAGGCAUCAGGAUCAAACUCAAUGCAGGAAAUCUGGAAAAAACCAGCCCGAGGAAUAGUUAAGGUGAAUUGGGCUGCCUCAUUGGAUCAAAGAAUGAAAAGGAUGGGAGUGGGAAUCAUAGCUAGAGAUGAAGAGGGAGAAACUUUAGUAGCUGUGUGUGACCAAAGACAACAUGUACAGAAUCCAGCAAUAGCAGAGGGCUAUGCACUGUGGAAGGCGAUGGAACUAUGCAAUAAUCUUAAUAUUCAGAAGGUCAUCUUUGAAGGUGAUGCAAAGGCUGUUAUUCUAGCAGUUUUGAGUAAUGAGGAAGAUUUAUCAGUUUGUGGUUCUUUGAUUGAAGAUAUACGGUCUGUUCUUGCAAACAGACCAGAUUGGUCUAUACAAUUUACUUAUGGGGAAAUGAAUAAUGUAGCCCAUGGCUUAGCCAAAAAAGCUUUAAGUAUAGAAGGAAAAAAGUUUUUGAUAGAGGAAGUUCCAGCUGGUUGAAGUUUUGUUAAUGAAAUGUUGAGGUAUUCCUUUCAAAAAAAAAGAAGACCCAACUUUUCUACAAGAAGACCCAAUUGGACAAGAAGACCCACUUCUAAGAAGAUAUUCUGAGAAGACCCAAUUCCCGGAAACCAUGGUUUGUUUUAAUUUGUCUUAAAUGAAAGCCUCAAAAGUGUGUUGUCAUUUAAAAUGUUAUUGUUGAGUGAUAACCUCUAGUUUUGGCAUGACA
Messenger RNA from Carya illinoinensis, 4247 nucleotides. RefSeq lists its product as uncharacterized. Gene Ontology annotation, molecular function: nucleic acid binding; RNA-DNA hybrid ribonuclease activity. The transcript is spliced from 18 exons. NCBI's taxonomy places the organism in Eukaryota, Viridiplantae, Streptophyta, Magnoliopsida, Fagales, Juglandaceae. The coding region runs from base 221 to 4018 and encodes 1265 amino acids. The record is from RefSeq and is a predicted model, not a curated record.